Molecule: messenger RNA, 8574 nt
Organism: Chlorocebus sabaeus (green monkey)
Lineage: Eukaryota; Metazoa; Chordata; Mammalia; Primates; Cercopithecidae
Source: RefSeq, a predicted model, not a curated record
CAGUAAGCUGAGAUCGUGCCACUGCACUCCAGCCUAGCUACAGAGCGCGACUCUGUCAAAAACAAACACACACACAACAACAAAAAACUGAGCUUCCUGACCUUGACCCAAUUGACACUUUGGGCCAGGUAAUGCGUUGUUGUAGGAGCUGCUCUGUGCACUGUAGGAUGUUUAGCGGCAUCUCUGGCCUCUACUCACUAGAUCCCAACCCCACCCCUCUUAGCCAUGACAACAAAACUUGCUUCCAGACAUUGCCAGAUGCUCCCGGGGAGGCAAAAUUGCCACUAAUUGACAACCACUGCCUUAAAGCAUUCUCCAUUCUGCCCCUGGAACAUUACUUUCAAAAUGUAAAUCUAGUUACAUUACUUAUUUGUAUGUCCCCAUUGUCCAUGGAAGUAAUAUAAGUAAAGAUGUAUAUACUCUAGAGAACUGCACAAGACAAUCAAAUUGUGCAUGGAAAGAAAGUAUUGGAAUAUCCAUUUAAAUUUGUUUUGUAUCUUAAAAAACUAAGAAAGUUGUUAAGCUUUACUUUUGGUGAAUGGCUGAGAGUUGUGUACAUAAAUAAUUUACAAAUACACUGAGGGAUGCUCAGGGAUUUUUACUAAUGGGUGACUAAAUACUUUGGAGGCCACUGGUCUGUAGGAGAAAGUCUAAAAUCCCUCUGACCACACAGCACCUCUCUUGUUCUUUAUCUCCGAAGUCCCCAACCUUAUUCUUCUAACCCACGGUACUACCUUGUAAUUCCUUUCAUUUGAGGUGUGUGUUCAUGAUCUGCACCUUGGCUUAUGCUGUUGCCCUGUGUUCACACAAAACUCACUGCUUGUGUACAAUCAAAUGUUACUCUCCUUGAUAAAGAAUGACCUGAGAAUUAAUUUUUUUCCCUCUUUGUGACCUCCUUCUACCUUGACCACCCAUUUUUUCAUGGCUUCCAUAAUUCAUUGUUGCAUGUGUAUGUUUGUAUAGAAAGUCUCUUCAUCAGUCUAAAGAGUCUUAAAAACAGGACCAGCAUCUUCUUUGCCUUGGUCUCCUCUGCAACUAGAACAGUUCCAGACAUGUAGAGGAAACUCCAAUUGUUUUAUGAAUUAAUAAGUGGAUUUGUAAAUAAGCAUAAAGGCCUAGUGUUUUUAUUAUGAUUUAUGUUUCCCCCAUAAAAUAUAACUGAAGGAAGGUACAUGUCAGACAGCCUUUGUAACACUUCCUUGUAAACUUUGAACAAUGAACAUGGUAGGGAUUAGUUCCCAUACAUAUUUUCCAUGGCAUUGAGUCUUGGGCACUUCAGAUGGAGCAGGAUUGGACUAUUACAGGGCUCAGUGCCAUUUGAGGAUGUAUCUGUGGACAUCACCCAGAAGGAGUGGCAGCUCCUGAACCCUGCCGAGAGGCUCCUGUACAGGGAUGUGAUGCUGGAGAACUACAGGCACCUGGUGUCAACGGGGCACUGUGUUACCAAACCUGAGCUGAUAGUCAAGUUGAAGCAAGGAGAAGAAUCAUGGAUAUUAAAGAGAGAACCACCAAGUCACAGCCACUCAGAAGUCCAGAAAGCCAAUAACAUGAAAGAAGUCAAGAAAAUAAAGACAAAUAAUUGAGGCAAGCUUUAUUAAUCAACAACAAAAUACUGACUAAGAGAAGUAAAACCUUAAGGGAAGCGUUUAAUAUGGCCACAAACACAGUGCCCUCAAGAAAAAUGUCCCAUAAAUGUGACUCAUUUGGAACAAGCUUGAAAAGUGUUUCAGAAAUCAUUAUUAAUAAUAUAAACCAUGUAAGAAAAAAAGUCAGUUGAAUUCAGUAGGUGUGACUUCCUUGAUAUUAAGCAUAAUAAAACUCAUGCAGAGAAUAAACCCUGUGAAAAUGAUCAAAAGAAGAAAUCCCCCAGUCAUAAUUAGGAUUUUGUUCAACAUCCGAAGGAUUCAUCUUUGGAGCAACUUCUUGAAUAUAAUAAUCGUGGGAAAGGCUUUCACAGAAAGAUAGUCUUUGUUACAUGUAAGAGAGCUCUCACGGUAGAGAAACCUUCAGAAGGAAACAAAUAUGGACAAGUUUUAUCUCAAAGUUAAGGCUCAAUUCUCGUCCAAUAACCCUUAGGGAAAGGAAGCCAUAUGAGCCCGGUAAAAAUGGGAAAUCCUCAUGCGUGAAGUCAAAACAUGCACUCAAGAAAUUCACACAGGGCAAAAACACUAUGAAAUCAAACUUUACCCAACAUCAAAGAAUGUACACAGGAGAAAAACCUGAUUAGUGUAAAGAAAAUGAGAAAGCCUUGAAGAAGUUAUACCACACUCAAAAUGAGAGAACUCGUGCAGGAGAGAAAAAUCUAUGAAUGUAAGAAAUGUGGGAAAUUCUUUCAUGAAAAAGCAUGCCUUACUCAACAUAAGAGAGCCCACACAACAGGAAAACCCAGCAACUGUAAUGAUAGUGAAAGAGUCUUAAAGAAGGAAUCUUGCCUCACUCCCAAUCAGAUAAUUAAAACAAGAGAGAAAAACUGUAAAGGUAAUAAAUGUGAGAAACCUUUCUUUGAGAAGUUGAAACACACUCAACAUCAGAGAAAGCACUCGGGGAAGAAAACCAAUGGGUGUAAUGAAAGUGGGGGUGCCUCAAGUAGGAAGUCACAACUUACACAAAGCCAGAGAGCUCACAAAAAAAAGAGAAAACCUGUGACUGUAAUAAAUGUGGAGAAAGCUUCCAUAAGAAAACAGAUCUCAGACAGCAUCAGAGCACACACACAGGAAAAAAAAAAACCCUAUGAAUGUAAUGAAUGUGAAAAAUCCUUCUUUGUGAAGUCCAACUACAGUGAACAUCAGAGAACUCACACAGGAGAAAAACCAUAUAAAUGUAAUGAAUGUGGAAACUCCUUCUGCCAAAAAUCAGCCUUCUCAGUACAUCAGAGAAUUCACAUGGGAGCAAAACCAUAUAAAAGUGAUGAAUGUGGGAAAACCUUCUGUGUGAAAUCAAACCUUACUCAACAUCGAAGGACUCACACAGGUGAGAAACCCUAUAAAUGUAAUGAGUGCUGGAGAUCUUUCUGUGUGAAAUCCAACCUUGUCGUGCAUCAGAGAACUCAUACAGGAGAAAAACCCUACAGAUGUCCUGAGUGUGGGAAAACCUUCUAUGAAAAGUCAGCCCUCACAAAAUAUGAGCUAAAUCACACAGGGGAAAACCCCUAUGAGUGUAAUAAAUGUAGAAAAACCUUCAGCCAGAGGUCCUCCCUCACCAAACAUCAAAGGAAAAUACACAAGAAGAAAACUCCCAUCAAUACCCUCCAUGUGCAGAAACCUGCAUCUUCAAGCCAAAUUUGUCAAACAUCAGCAAAAUCACAGGGCAGAAACCCUAAGGUGUUAAUAUAUGUAGGAAAGUAUUUAUUUAUAGGUUAUAAUGAAUAGGAAUUAGAAAAUUAGCAUAGAAGUGAAACCACAUGAAUGCUUUGAACAUGUGAAAGCUUUCAGCAAGUAUUCAGAGCUGAGGAGGAAAAAUUAAUUUUAAGAUAUAUGAAUACAAAAAUAUUCUUGUGCAUAAAGUGUUUAAGUAGAAGUCAUCUUUCUGAUGUAAUAUCAGAGUAAUUAAAAGAUUAGAAAAUGUCUUGUUCUUAAUAGAAUGUGAAACAUGAUCCUUUCAUAAAACUGUGAAUUAUUUAAGUCAUUGACAAUAGCGUUAAAUAUGUGUGAAGAUUUCCUGAAGUAUAUUGGGCUAUAUAUGAUUACAUAGGAUAUGAGUGCGCUGUAUAACAUAAAUUAUGUGUAUGUUAGAUUUACACAUGGGAACCCACCACUGUCUCUGAAUCACAACAAUACAACAUAUUUUAUAAGUGAAAAUUGAACAGUCACACAACUGUGGCCCAACAAUUCCAAUUCUAGAUACAUACCAUAAAACAAUAAUUCUCAACUGGGUUUCCUAAUGUGUGUUUGGAAAUAUGUUGUUUUGAUUGUCAACAUGAUUGAUGUGCUACAGGCUCUUGGUAGAUGGGAGGCCAGAGAUGCUAACUUCCCUACAAUGUAUCAGUGAAAGGACAGGAAAUAGUCUUAUCCAGAAUACCAGUAGUUUCACUGCAAAAAAAAAAAAUUGCCCUAUAGAAAUUCUUGCACAUCUGCACCCACAAAUGUGUACAAGAAUGUUUACUGCAACAUUGCAAUAGUUUUUUAAAAAAAAUUUACAGAAAAUAUCCAGAUGUUGAUUAACAAUAAACUAAAUAAGUGUUGGCACAGUCUUAUGGUAGAAAUAAUAUACAUCAAUGAAAAUGAAACUCUUAUUAAACACAUCAGCAUAGUUAUAUCUUAAAGUGAUGUUGAAUUUAAAAAAGGGAAAAAUAUAGAUACUAUGUUAUGUUAUUUAUGUAAAGUUCAAAAACAAACCAAGAAUACAUUGUUCAGGAAUACAUACAUAAGUAGUAAAAUUAGAAAAGAAAGCAAAUGGAUGAUUAACACAAAAUCUACAAUAUCAGUUACAUUUUAGGAGGAAGGAGGGGCUUACAUUUAUGGAGAGAAAAGAGAGCCUUCAUGUUUCUUAAAUGGGUUAUGGAUACACAGGUAUUUCUUUUAUUUUUAUUUGUAUCAUGUGUAUGCAUAUUUAUAUUCAUAUAUGUAUCUCUUAAUAGAGUAUCUUAUUUUCAAGAAAAGCCUUAAAAUAAUGCAUUAGAACAUUAACAGAGGUGAUGUUUUGUAGUAAGAGUUGUAGUUAAGAUUUUUUUUUUACAUUUGUCUAUUUUUCUGUAGUUCAAAUCUCUUUAAUGACUGUUUUCAAGUAUCCAUACCACUAGUCAUUUAGGCCUACCCUUGAUUUUCUUGAUGGUCUUUUUCCAUUUGUUUCCUAGUAGAAUUUCUCCUAAAUUUUUUAAAAUGAUAAAGUGAACACUGACCAAGAUAGAAGAAGUAAGGAAAGUGGAAAAGAAAAGCAAAGUACAGUAGACUUUAAACAAGUAGAAACAAAAAAGAAUCAAUAAUAAAAGUUAUUACAAAUAAUAUGAACAAAUUGAAUUCCUACAUCAAAGACACAGAUAGUUUAACAGUGAGUUGAAAAACUAAAUCCAACUAUGUAUGGCUUGUAAAAAAAAAAAAAAGUACCUAAAACCAGGUGACAAAGGGAGUUUGAAAUUUAAGGGAUGACAAAAAUAGAUCCAGGUUUUUUUAAACAUUUAUCCGCUAAAGUGUGACAACAUAAGGGUAGUGCUGUGAUUACCUUGUUUAACCAAACUUCCAUGGAGUUGUAGUCUAGGGAAUAGGAUGGAUGUUAAAAGCUGUGGCAGGGCCUGCUAAUCACCCUGCAGUAGCCAUGGUUCCCUUCUUCCUUUAAUAGUAGUACUCCCUAGUGAAUGCUGACAGGGCAUAUGGCCACCCAACUAGACUACAUUUCCUAUCCUAUUUCGCUACCAGAAAAAAAAAGAAGGAAAUGGCACCUACCUGUCCAUUGUAACUCUCACAUGGAUUAUUUGGAGAGUGUAGACAUUUAUUUCCAAUGGAUUUAUUGAGAAUUUAUCCUCCUUUGAAUAACAACAAAAAGCUGAAGGCCAUCAAAUAUACAACAAUGAUGGAUUGGCUAAAGGAAUUAUCACACAUCCAAAGGACAGAAUAUCUUGCUAUAUGUCAAUAAUAGAAAACUCUGCUAUAGCAGAAUUUACUACAUGCCAAGCACUAUUCUAGAAUAUAGAUAUAGAUAGAUAUAUUGAUAUGAUAAAAAUGUUAUUUAAUCCUCAUAACAACCUAUGAAGUAGAUACUGUUAUCCCCAUUUUACAGAUGGGUAGACCAAAGCACAGAGGUUAAUUUGCCCAAGGGCAUAUACCUAGUAAGACAUGGAGCCAGGAUUUGAGUCUAGGAAGUCUGACACCAGAGGCCAUGCUCCUAACCAUUAGCUUCUUCACUGCUCAUCAAAAGUGAUCUUGUAGGGGAAAAUCCACUGAUAGGAAAAUAUAUUCAUGUUAUGUUUCUUUUCUAUCUGCAGUUAACAUUUCUAACCUUUCAUGGUCUGAGAAUCCAGAGGAAACUGAAAAGGGCAGGGCAGGGAAGGGGCUUUCAGGUACGUCUCUUUUUAUUGAUGGUGCUCUCUUCAUUGUCAUUUCUAGUGAGAAACUUUUAAAGAUACCUUGUUUUGAUUUUAUUUGGAAUGAUGAACAGGGCACUAAGCAUGGGGCAACUUCUAAUCUUGACAUUGCCUCUAACCAACUGUGUGACCUAGUCUAGCCCAAUUUUAUUAAUCCUUAAAUUGAGGAGGCAUAUUUAGAUAAUACUAUAAUGCCUUUCCAUUUUUAUCAUUCUGAACUUUGUAUGUCAAUCUAUAGGGCAAUCAGCACAUCCUUAGAGGCCGAAGGCAAUGAUGGAUAUAGUAUGAGUGUAGCACCAGCUUAGGUCAGGAAAGAAUGAGUGGAAAAUAAAUAAAGCAUGUGUCUUCAGAGAAUGUCUUUAGAGAAGGUUGAGACUGAAUUUUCUCAGCUGCACCUGCUGACUCUCUCCUGUCUUGAGUGUGCCCUCACAGACAUCCAAUAAGCCUUUUCUUGUGGAGUCUUCCCCCUGCCAAGCCCCUCAGCUUAGCUCCCUGCUUUGAGAAUUGCCCUGAAACGUCCAUUGGCACACAACUCAAGUGGGUCUCUGCAUGGGGUAACACCACGCAAAUUUUGCACACUCUGAACAGAAGGAUCAAGAAUUGCUUAUAGCCCAGCUCCUUGCCUGGGGCUUUUCCACACCUGCCUAGAGCUCUGGUGUGAGGUCUCACUGAAUUUCUAUUCCUGGAGUUUUGUCCUUGUAACACACAAGAUACAUUGCAUUCACAUGGAGUCAGUAUCUGAGCCCCAAGCACAGCUUCACUUUAGACAGGACCUCCCACCUGAUAACCUAUUUGUCUCUGAUAGUACCCAUUGGCCCCUGAAUCUCACACUGGCUUCUGGUAAACUCGAACCAGGGGUGCUAGGAACAAAUAAAGGCCAGAGAGUACAUAAGACACCCAGAAGCUGCAGAAAUAUAGUGUCCUCCAAAACACCAAAGAAACAUCAAGAAAUCCUGGGCCUAGGAGGCUGGAGUCCAUUUUUAUUUAACAUUUAUUUCUUGUGGAGUCAUUAAGGUCAUUUUGUGGGACUGAGUGCUGUGAAUAAUUCAAAGACAGUUAGCAUCCAAGUCUGGGUUUUUUGGCAAUAUGGCGUAUUGGCAAAGCACAACGUGCGAUGGAAAGCAAUUCUGGGAUUUAACCCCAGCACUUCUGCCACCUACCUGUUGAUGUUGGAUGACUGACUUCACUUCUCUGAGCAUCCAUUUUCUUAUUAAAAUAAAGAUGACAUAAAAUAAUAAGAUAUCAAUACUAACCUUACAAUAAAUAUGUUAAUUGGUACACUUAAUUAAAAGAACCUAGCAAAGUAUCUUGUGUAAUAGAAGCAGUGGCUUUUAUUAGGAUCUUGUUAUGCAGCAAGCAAGGGUAUACAUGCCGUAUCACAUUAAUCUCCGAAACAGGCCUACAGGAUAAGUUCUCUUUCCAUGAUCAUCUCAAAGAUGAGGAUAACAAGGCUGAUAGAUAUUCCUUAAAAUUACUGGAGUUAGACCAGGCAUGGUGGCUCACUCUUGUAAUCCCAGCACUUUGGGAGACUGAGGCGGGCAGAUCACCUAGGUCAGGAGUUCAAGACCAGCCUGGCCAACAUGGUGAAACCUGGCUCUACUAAAAAUACAAAAGUUAGCCAGGUGUGAUGGCGCAUGCCUGUAAUCCCAGCUACUCUGGAGGCUGAGACAGGAGAAUCACUUGAACCUGGGAGGCAGAGGUUGCAGUGAGCCGAUGUCGUGCCAUUGCACUCCAGCCUGGGCAACAGAGUGAGACUCCAUCUCAAAAAAAAAAAAAAAAAAAAAUUUACUGGAGUUAUCGAGAAGCCCAGAUCCCAUAGAGAGUUUGUACUCUCCUUGCCUCUUCCAAAUCAGCACAAAAUAUUCAUGUUCUUCCUAGUUGCUCUCAAGGAACUUACCUCUUAGAGUACCAGGCUGCAUGGUGGCCAGGCUAUACUUGGCAAGAGCAGAGUUUCUAGAAUCAUCUCUUGUGCACUUUGAUGCACAUUCCUGGCCUCCCAUCCAGUACUCUAUUCCAGAGAAGGAAGCAAAUGCCCACUCUCCAGCCCUGCACCCAGCACAUAGGGAGCCAAGGCCUUCUCUUGCCUGCCAUUCCCUUGAGACCAAGUCUAGGACAGCCUGGGAACACUUAAUAAGAUUCCUCAAUGUUUUGUUUCUACCUUACAGCAGCACAGGUCAAUUCCACCCCCAAUCUCUCGGCAAAGGUACUUUGCAAGACACUUUCAGUUUGGUUCCUAGGACCGAUACUUUUGACGAACAAAGAUGUGGAGUCUCCCCCAUAAGGCUGUAGACAGAGCAAGAGCAACCUCUUUUCCUAAAAUGGAACUGUAUGUGUGCAGAAGGAGCUACUGAACAUCUGUCCCUGGUGACUUCCUCUGGGCAUUGCAAGACCCCAUUUCCCAUAAAUCUCUGUGGCACCUUUAUUUGUGAUUAUGCAAGAGUUUCUGCUUUAUUGGGUACACUGAACGCUUGCUCUCAAGGUAUUUUUUUUUCUUUCCCAUAAAUGCAGGAUUCUUUCAGUACCCACAGAGAUUAUAAUUAGAAAUGGUUUAAACACAA